Leptopilina heterotoma is the source of this 3772-nucleotide messenger RNA. RefSeq lists its product as uncharacterized. The coding region runs from base 915 to 2681 and encodes 588 amino acids. Lineage: Eukaryota; Metazoa; Arthropoda; Insecta; Hymenoptera; Figitidae. The transcript is spliced from 5 exons. The record is from RefSeq and is a predicted model, not a curated record.
UUUAAAAAAUUACUAAAUUAAAGUGAAAAAUAUUGUAAUUUGUAACGAUUAUAAUGAUGUAUAAGUGAUGGCUCGUGAAAGAUCGAAUAAGUUCGGCGAAGAAGGAAAAUGUGAGGACUGUAAUGACGAGGCGAGAAAUUGUUUAGUGAUCUGUGGGCCGUGAAAAGUGUUACAUGUUCGCGGGUUUCUGUAUCGAGGCGAUAAUUAUAACGCACAUUAGCUGAAGGUUGAGCCGAAAAUUGUAUGAUUACUAAUUGCAAAUUGUGACGCCAUAUUUUUUUUGGAAAUCUCCCGAAGCGUGAAGGCAAUACGACAAGGCAUCUGCAACCGUAGCAGUGUAUACGAGUUUGAAUACUACUCAUCGUUACUGCGAUACAGAGCACAUUUUCAUCUAAAUCGUUUAGGCGAAUAAGAUAAGUCCAAGACCACUAAUUUAUUUUAUUUAAAACUUAUAACGUUUUCAAGUCAUUGUACUGUAUUAAGAAUAUAUUCUAUGUUUCGUAUAAAUGGUUGAAUGCGUGAAUGAGUAUAUGUAUAUAUUUCGGUGUAGCAAAGUAAAAUUAUAUCAGCGUGUUAUAACAAAAUAUAUUUGAUUUAUGUGGAGUGGAUCGAAUAUAUUUGAAUUAAAAAGGAAAAUAAAUAUUUGUAUUACAUAAAAUUAUAUAUUUUUUUCAUAAAAGACGACGAACCUUAAAUUGAAUUAGAAGAAUAAUAAUAGUUAAAGAGUAUUUUUUACAUUGGCGCACAACUAGAGGCUAAGUGAAAGAAUUGAAUAUUGUAUAAAUUUGAAUUUAAGCAAAUAAGUUUUAUAUUGAAAUCUCAAUUUUAAAAUAAGUUUUCAGGAAACUAUAUAUGUUAUUUUGUUUGUAGUGUGGAAAGAUCAUCGUAGCUUUGGCAUUGUUCAUUGAUAAACAAUGUCGACUAGAAAUCAAAAGAAGUUAGAGGAAAAUGAAAAUAAUAAUCAGAUCUUGGCUCAACAGCAGCAGCAGAUUGAUGAACUAAAGAAUGAAAUUAAGAGACUUCGAGUGGAGACACAGGCAUCAAGUCAGGAAAAUGAUAUUUUGCGGCGGGAGGUAGUCAGAAUGGACGAAUUGGUGAAACAGGCACAUCAGAACGCGAGUAAUCACACAAAGGUUUCGUGUCGUGACGUAUGUAUACAGAGUGAAGUACAUGUAGUUAAUACUAUGAAUGACGCAGAUAUACACAGAGACCAAGCUAGUGGGGAGACAUUAAAUAAAGGUGACUCAGUAUCACAGGUUGUUUUAGAUAGUCGUUAUGGAAAUACGAUAAAUAAUAAAGAUGGUCCUCAAAAUGAUUUUACUAGCGAAUUAAUUUCUGGAAUUUUUAAUCAGUUUCAACAAUUGCAAAUUAAUAUUCCUUUGCCGGUUUUUGAUCUUAAAUGCACUAAUCCCGUGGAAUUUAUAAGAAAUUUAGAAAAAUACUUUGUAAGAAAGGAAAUUAUGGACUCAAAAAAAUUGUUAGUUGUUGAAGAUGCUCUUAGAGGAUCAGCCAGGGUUUGGUUCGAUACAGUCUUGAAUCCCUUCCGCCAUUUUAAUGAGUUUAAGGAUAAGUUUUUUAAUAAAUAUUUAUAUAAUACGUGCAUAUGUAUGAUACUCGUUCUCGAAAGCGGAGUUUAUAGAAAAGCGACGUUAUUGCCUCAACGAGUUCGUGAUAUAUUAUCAACAGUUGAUUUUGCGGAUAGCGAUAGAAUUUCCCAGGCGUUGGCGCGACUUGACCUAUCCUCAAGUUUUGUAGGUGGAAUAAAUGCAGGUAAUCGUCAAAUAACGCAGAAUAACGGUACGGAUAAUUUGGUAAAGUCUAGGGUAGAUGAAAAAAAUUCGCGAGAUCGACAGGGACAGACUAGGCAAAAUAGACCAGAACAAACAAAGAGAUAUGAACAACGAAAUAGACAGGAACAAAAUAGCUGGUAUGAUAGACAGAAUAAGCAAGUGAGAACGACGCGCAUGUGUGAGGAUAAUGAAAUUAUAGAAGAAGUUGAUGGCGAUUCAUGGGAUCAGGACAAUGAGUUAGAAUCUGGGGAUAAUGAAAAUCGAACCGAAAUCAAUGAGUUGCAUAAAGAGAAAAAUUGGGAGUACGAACGAAAUGGAAGCAAAAUGAGUGAAUUUGCAGAGGAAUUGGUAUGGGAUGUGCAAGAAGGUGUAGAAUGCGAGCAUAAGUAUAACAAUACUCGGGUGGUUUGCCCACAGAUUUUGGUUAGGGUUGGUGACAUGGAUCAUGCCAUGCUCAUAGAUUCAGGGAGUGAAGUCACAUGUGUGUCAGAAGUUUUUUACAAAGAGCUCCAGAAAGAUAAUAGAAUACUGGAAUUACCGGUCACAAGUGUGUCUGUAUUUGGUGCUGUAGGAAAUAAGCCAGUAGUUUUUAAAAAACAAAUACAGUUAUGCAUUAGUGUGGGAAAUUUGGAGGUCAUGUUUUCGUUUUUGGUAAUACCUGGUCUUUCGAAAAAAUUGAUAGCUGGGGUGGACUUGCAGUCUCGUUUGGGAAUGGUAAUUGAUUUUAAGAACAAGCAAAUUAAGGUGGAAGAUUAUACUGUACCGAAGGAAAGAAUGUUACUUUUUGCGUCGAAUGGCAUAAACACAAUAAGAUUUUGCAAUCUGAUACGUUUAAAGAGGGAUUUGUGGUAUGAAUGUAUUGACAUUGAAAGUGAGGAGGGAAUGAAAUAGUUGAAGAGAGAGAAUGAUAAUAUGGUGACAGAUGAGUGCUUAUAUCUGAGACAUCAGGAGAAAGCAGCUGGAAUUCGGAAAAUUCAGAAUGAAGAAUUUUCGGAAUGCAAUGUUUUUGAAAAUGAAGUCGACAAGUAUGUUGAGGAUAUAAAUACAAUUAGUGUGGAACAGAGAAAAGUGGUUAAACGCCUUUUGAUGGAUAAUCGUGAGGUUUUUUCAAAUAAUCCGGGAUGUACCUCCGUUUACAGUCAUGUUACUAAACCAAUCAGGGAGCAUAUUCAGGUGCGAAAAUCAUAUUCGCCCCCUUUAACUAUACGACAGGACGCGGAUAAGGAAAUUAUAAGGAUGAAAGGGUUAAAUAUUAUUAAGCGUUCUAACAGUAAUAUUUGUAAUCCUUUACGGUGUGUAAAAAAGAAGGAUGGGUCGAUACGAUUAUGCAUAGAUGCGCGAUAAAUAAAUAAAAACAUCGAGUCAGACAAUGACAGUACGGAAAAAUUAGAAGAUAUUUUGCAGGAUGUUGAGGGCGCUCGAUUUAUGUCAACAACCGAUUUUGUUAUGGGAUAUUGGCAGGUGCCAUUAUCGCCGGAGUCAAGAAAAUAUACGGCGUUCCUUCAUAAUGGAAAAUGUUAUGAAUUUACUCGAAUCCCGUUUGGGCUGAAAACUGCUGAAGCAGGUUUUAUCCGCGCGGUUAGUUUGGAAUUAGGGCCGGAGCUUGCAGCUAAAGUCAAAAGUUACGUCAAUGAUUUUUUUUGGCGUCAAAAUCAUUCAUGGAACACGUAGAUUUAUUAGAUAAAUUUUUUAAAAAAUAAAUAAGUGUCGGAUUUACCUUGAGUCUUCAUAAGUCGAAAUUUUUCUGUGAAUCGGUUAAGUUUUUGGGGAUCGUGAUUGAUCAGGAUGGAAUAAGGGCGGAUCCGGAGAAGUUGGAAAUCAUAAGAGAUUUUAAGCGGCCCAGAGAUCAAAAACAAUUACAGGGAUUCCUUGGGGUUUGUGGCUUUUCCAGGAGAUUUGUUUGUGGUUACUCAAAUUACAUAGGUUUACAAAUUAAAAACUUUUUUUGCCAAUCGAACAAAACAAUUUUUUUUCGAAUAGUA